CGCGCUUGCGAGCUGCACACGGAGCGCGCGAGCCCCUGAACCUGGGCGAUCAGUUCCUCUCCCGCCAAGAACACCGGGCCCUGGCGGCCGGAGGGGCGGGGCAGCUGCAGAAGACGCGAGGACUACGUCACCCAGGCUGCACUGUGCUCGCGGUCACGUGAUCUUCCCGGCUGCUGGUGGAUCCUUCCUUCCCGGCUGCUGGAACAUGGCAGUACUGAGUCCCGGGGAUCGCUGGGCCGAAGCAUUAAUUGAUGAGCUCAGAAGAAAUCCAUGCCCAUCGGAGGAACUAAGAGACAAUUUUGACUGCUGUGGCUGUAGUGACUGUAUGAGAAUGAAAAAGGAACGCAUGUGUGACAGUGGAAGAAGCCAGUCAACGUGUGGUGAAGGCAGCAUGACCUACACCAAGGAACAGUUACUUGGAGUGCAAAGAAUAAAGGACAGUAAGAAUUACUAUGAAAUUCUGGGCGUAGGAAAAGAUGCAAAAGAUGAAGAACUAAAGAAAGCUUACCGGAAACUUGCCCUUAAAUUUCAUCCUGACAAGAAUUGUGCUCCAGGAGCAACAGAUGCAUUCAAAGCAAUAGGCACAGCUUUCGCAGUUCUGAGCAAUCCUGAAAAGAGAUUACAGUAUGAUCAGUUUGGAGAUAAAGAAGAUGCUUUUUAUACCAAUGUACCCAACCAUUGUAACUAUUACAGAGAAUUUGAAGCAGAUAUAACACCGGAAGAAAUAUUUAAUAUGUUUUUUGGAGGGAAUUUCCCAACAGGAAAUAUACACAUGUUUUCCCAUUCUUCGGUGGACCCCCCGUGUUAUCCACAGCGGAACAGAUACGAGAGGACAUGGACCCAGGAUGAACAGGAGGAAGAAAUUAGACCACAGAAUACCUACUCAGCAUUUAUCCAGUUACUGCCAGUCUUUAUGAUAAUAGCUGUAUCAAUAGUAACUCAGCUGAUGGCUACUAAUCCACCCUACAGCCUCUUCUUUAAAUCGUCUCUAGGGCACACUGUUGUUAGAGAUACACAAAACCUGCAGGUUCCUUAUUAUGUGGAUAAAAACUUUGAAAAUAAUUAUCAUGGAGAAGAACUUGAAGAACUUGAAAAACUUAUUGAGAAAGAUUAUAUUGAUCACAUCCAAACUAGUUGCAGGAAAGAAAAACAGCAAAAAUCAGAGUUAUCUAAUUUGGCCAAGCUAUACCGAGAUGAGCGACUGAAGCAGAAAGCCGAAUCCAUCAAACUUGAGAACUGUGAAAAGCUCUCCAAUCUCAUAGGGAUUCAGAGGAGUCGCCAACUGGCAGAGGCAUGAGAGAAAUGUUGUGACAAGUCAUCUCUUCUGUUGGCAGGAAUUUCCAUUAGACUCCCUUCCUUUUAUAAUGAAGGGGAAAGACAGAGAGAAAAGCGUCCCAUUCAAACCACACACCAAAUUAUUAUUGUGUUCACGGAAAUGUAUUUGGACUGAGAUGUAGAGGGAGCACUUGCUGUGGUGUAUACAGUAUAUUUAGUUCCAGGGUCCAGUAGUAUUUCAGUGUUAGUUAUUCUUUGUUUACUUACAUUUUGUUGCAGUCUUCAUGUGAUACAUUGCCACCAUUCAAGUGCCAAGUAGGUGCUUUGCAGGAUCAUAGCCAUCACGCUUACUGAGCCUACAGUUUCUCAACAUUUACCUUGCAAGGCAUCAUAGAUAGAAGAGAAAAGGGUGGUCCUAGUCUUUCAUUUGUGUAUAUGCGUAUAGAUACAAGGACAUAUAUACUGUACAAACAUAUAUACAGUUCAGUUUCAAGAGAGCGUACAGAGGAGUGUCUUAAGGAUACUCUGUUUUCGUUAUGCUGUAAUACGUAAAGCACUUGGAAAACCUAAAAUGCUGCAUGGAGAUUCUGCAGGCUCGUCAUCCAAAUGCAUAAGAAAAUGGGGAGAGAAGAGAAAGCAGGAACUGGAGCAACGACUCUUAAUCUGGCCAGUGGAUGAGGAUGGAUUGGUAUUCAUGUUGCCAAAUCAGACUUGGACACAAAGAGAAGAAAAUGGCCUUAGGUCUCCAGAGCAUACUCUGAGAGAAGCCAAACCAGGGGGCCUCACAGGUGACAGAGUGUGAGCUAGGUUCCAACCUGUGGCCCAGAGCAGUGUUUCUCAACCAUGGCAGCUUGAAGAAGUGUGGACAUCAACUCCCAGAAUUCCCCAGCCUGCAUCUUCAAGCUGCCAAGGUUGAAAAACACUGGCCUAGAGCAAUCCUGUGCAUAUUUACUCAGAGGAAAGCUCUAGGUUGGCUAAUUUAAUUUAUUUCAAUUAUUACAGUACUGUGACCUAAAUUACAUUUCUUUUGACCUAAACCUUGCUGUCAGAGCAACCUAGGCUGGUACCUUCCAGAUGGGUUGAGAGCGGAACACAUCUUCUGAUUCCUAAACUGUUACCUCUGGGAGUUCCAGUGCCAAACUAAGGACGGCAUUACCACAGUGUGUGCUGGCAUCGUACGUGCUGAAUAUUGUGUUUGGAGGGGCAUGCUAAGAUCCAGAUUUCAGUGAAUUUCCUUGCAAAGGUCAUUUUGCUUGUGACAUAAGCAGUAUGGUCAUAGCUACAGCUACUUUCAAGUGAGGGUUCCAUGCAGAAGCCUUACGUUCCCUCAAUGAGUAUAGCCCAGCUACAAAGUCUAGAGGGGAAAUCCAUGCCUUCUUAGGAUCUGUUGGCGGGAAACGUUUGGCGUAACUUUCUUCUACAAAUGUGAAUGGCUAGCCUUAUCCAUCGGGCUGUGAUAGAAGAGCAGCUGUGGGGUUUGCUUCUCUUUCCUUUUCCUUUUGUGUAGCAUCUGAACACAGGGUCAUAAAUAAUUCCCUACCAAAAUAAAAUGUCCGGUAAUCCCGUGAAAUACGAUAGCCUUGAAAAGAACAGCAUUGUAUAAGAUGAUGGUCUAGAAAGUUUGUGUGAUUAAAGAUUUUAAUUAUUUGAUGAAAGGAGAUGAACGGGGCAUCAUCCUAUGCUACAUGGUAGUGUGAUCAGUACAUAACAGUGAGUUUUAUAAAAUACUGUACUUUCCUCCAAGGCAAUUAAUAAGCUUAAAGAGUUUGCUCUGUCAUUUUGAGAUCCAUGGUUUAUCCUUAGGGUUCCUCCCGCAAUUCACUUGAUUCUGCACAGCCCAGUGUUGCAUAAGAUACCUUUCAGGGUUAAACAGAUCUCAUAGACCGUACCCGACACUAAAAUUUAUUUUGGAAGACCCCUGCCUCAUCAGCUGCAUUUUACAAAUGUUUAUAUUGCAAAUUGCAGGAAAACCAAGCUCCUGAAUUUUGAUAUCCAAAAUUAACUCUAUUUUUGCCAAUUACCCCAUUUAGGCUAUAGGUAAAUCUAGCAGAUGUUUGCAUAAACUAAAGGCAUGGUUCAGCCUUCGUGAAAUAGUUUCUUUUUAAAUGUUCUUCAGAUGUGCAUGAGUUCUGAAAAAGUUCUCAUUUAUUUCAGAUCAAGAACCAGCUGUUUAUUUAUUUGUUUAAGUUAUUGGUGAUAUUUAUUUCUCUGAAUGUACAUAUAUAUUGGCAAAAUGGUGAUUACGUGAUAGCAUUGAAUCAUUACUGUAUAGUUCAUUUUACAGAAAAUAUUUAGGUGUGUGAUGUUCCAGAGAUGCUUUCCUUAUUUAGAGAAAAACACCACACACACUUUGUCAGAGCAAUUUGUGAAUUUGAAGUAAACAGCUCUCUGUUAAUUUGACCACCUCUUGGGUAAUUUCAGUGCAUCUGCUGUUGAAGAUUUCAUCCUUGGAUUGGGAAACAAAAUUUUGUGUGUUUGUGUGUGUGUUUUAUAUACAAAUCAUUAAAUGUAUUGCUUUAAAAAGGCAACUAGUGGCUGUAUUGUAUGAAAAAUGAAAUAAAAGAUACGAGUAUCAAAACUCC
Candoia aspera is the source of this 3857-nucleotide messenger RNA. It is a transcript of the gene DNAJC18, whose product is annotated as DnaJ heat shock protein family (Hsp40) member C18. Lineage: Eukaryota; Metazoa; Chordata; Lepidosauria; Squamata; Candoiidae. Gene Ontology annotation, molecular function: Hsp70 protein binding. The record is from RefSeq and is a predicted model, not a curated record. Gene Ontology annotation, cellular component: endoplasmic reticulum membrane. The coding region runs from base 206 to 1297 and encodes 363 amino acids. The transcript has 8 exons. Gene Ontology annotation, biological process: cellular response to misfolded protein.